CGGGGAUAACAUGGCGUUUGAGGAAAUGCCGUGGCUUACUUGAAGUUGACAAUACUCGGAGAUACCUUCGUGGUGAGAAUACGGCAUUGAAGAUUUCGCAAAACCUCAAUCUCGUAACAAUAGUCCGCCGUGUUUGUCUGUCUCAGAGAACAAGACCGAACCGGCCGUCAAAAAUCUCCAUUAGUAGAGAGAAAAGUCCUUGGAAGGGAAGGGGGCUCCUUGGUCGAUACGAUAGGCAGAUUGAAGAUUGCAGAUUCCAAUCCCGGCACGGUCAAACAAACACGAAUAAAAAAAAAAAUCAACAUGACGUCUCACCCUGAAUUCGGUCUGAGAACUUCGGGCUUCGAGGUGGCCAAGGUCUUCGCUGACCAGAUCCGGGGAAAGACAAUCCUAGUCACCGGAAUCGGCCCAAACGGAAUAGGUGGCGCCACUGCCCGCGCCUUCGCGUCGCAAGGACCCAGCCUGCUCAUCCUCGCUUCAAGGACCCAGAACAAGAUUGAUAGCGUCGCGGCUGAAAUCAGGAAGUCGUACCCCAGCGUCAGGGUCGAGCCCGUCCUCCUAGACCUCUCGUCGCAGAAGGCGAUCCGCGACGCAGCCGCCGAGGUCGGCAAGCUGACCGACAAGCUGGACAUCCUCGUCAACAACGCCGGCGCAGUCGUGUACGAGCGCCAGAAGACGGCCGAGGGCAUCGAGCUCCAGUUCGGCAUCAACCACGUCGGCCCCUUCCUGUUCACCAACCUGCUCGUGCCCCUUCUCCUGAAGUCGGCCGAGGCCGGCCCUGCCGGCGCCACCCGCGUGGUCAGCCUCAGCAGUGCCGGACACAGGCUGUCUCCCAUCCGGUUCAGCGACUACAACCUCGAGGGCGGCCGUCCGAUACCGAAGGAGGAGGAGCCCUUCUCCCCGCUGCCGCCCAUGUUCGCCAAGGAGACGGAAGACAGAUACAACGGCACCAUUGCCUAUGCCCAGUCCAAGACGGCCAACAUCUUGUUCACCAAGUCCCUGCAGGAGUACCUCGGCAAGCGGGGCAUCUCGCCCUACUCCCUACACCCAGGAAGCAUCAUAACGGACCUGGGUAGGGAUCAGGACGAAGAGAUGGCCAAGGCGUUCAAGAGCGUGGCCCCGUACUGGGGAACCGAGGACGAGGGUUCGUCCACGACCCUCGUCGCGGCUCUCGACCCGGCAUUGAGCGAAAUCAAGGGAGUCUACCUCUCCUCCUGCCAGAUCGCAGAGCCGACUCCGUUCGCCACAGAUGCCGCGAAUGCCGAGAAGCUGUGGAAGCUCAGCGAGAAGCUUGUCGGCCAGGAGUUCAACUGGGUCGCUUGACCGGAAUGUAGCAUAGAAGCAUAG
This is a messenger RNA of Phialemonium atrogriseum, 1347 nucleotides long. RefSeq lists its product as uncharacterized. The record is from RefSeq and is a predicted model, not a curated record. The coding region runs from base 304 to 1323 and encodes 339 amino acids. The transcript is spliced from 4 exons. NCBI's taxonomy places the organism in Eukaryota, Fungi, Ascomycota, Sordariomycetes, Cephalothecales, Cephalothecaceae.